Messenger RNA from Chrysochloris asiatica (Cape golden mole), 3469 nucleotides. RefSeq names its product Hermansky-Pudlak syndrome 5 (gene HPS5). The transcript is spliced from 22 exons. Gene Ontology annotation, molecular function: protein binding. The coding region runs from base 44 to 3433 and encodes 1129 amino acids. Gene Ontology annotation, cellular component: cytoplasm. Lineage: Eukaryota; Metazoa; Chordata; Mammalia; Afrosoricida; Chrysochloridae. Gene Ontology annotation, biological process: developmental pigmentation. The record is from RefSeq and is a predicted model, not a curated record.
GUGAGGAAUACUGUGUCACUUGGCAUUUCAACUUUCUGGCUAAAUGGCUUUUGUGCCUGUGAUACCAGAAUCUUACAGCCAUGUUCUCGCAGAGUUUGAGUCCCUGGAUCCAUUACUAUCAGUCCUGAGGCUGGACUCCACUCGUCUGAAGUGCACCAGCAUAGCUGUGUCUCGGAAAUGGUUGGCGUUGGGCAGUUCAGGAGGAGUGCUCAACCUCAUUCAGAAAGAAGGCUGGAAGCAGAGGCUUUUCCUUUCACACAAGGAAGGGGCAAUUUCUCAGGUUGCCUGCUGUUUACAUGAUGAUGAUUAUGUUGCUGUAGCAACCAGUCAAGGUCUUGUAGUUGUUUGGGAAUUAAAUCAAGAACGUCGUGGGAAACCAGAACGAAUUUAUGUGUCUUCAGAGCACAAAGGACGAAAAGUGACAGCUCUCUGUUGGGAUACAGCUAUUCUUAGAAUUUUUGUAGGUGAUCAUUUGGGGAAAGUUUCUGCCAUCAAACUCAACACUUCUAAACAAGCAAAGGCAGCUGCUACCUUUGUGAUGUUUCCUGUUCAGACAAUAACAUCAGUUGACUCCUGUAUUGUCCAGUUAGAUUAUUUGGAUGGAAGACUUCUUAUGUCUUCACUUACUCGAUCCUUCUUGUGUGACACGGAAAGAGAGAAGUUUUGGAAAAUUGGAAACAAGGAAAGAGAUGGAGAAUAUGGAGCUUGUUUCUUCCCUAGAAGAUGCUCUGGGGGCCAGCAGUCUCUGAUCUACUGUGCUCGCCCUGGCUCCAGGAUGUGGGAAGUGAACUUUGAUGGGGAUGUUAUAAGUACACAUCAGUUCAAGAAUCUCCUCGCUUCACCACCUCUCCCUGUGAUUAAUCUAAGAUCAGAACCCCAGUAUGAUCAGACGGUUGGAUCCUCCCAGUCUUUGUCUUUCCCCAAACUCUUGCAUCUUAGUGAGCAUUGUGUGCUGUCUUGGACAGACAGAGGAAUUUACAUUUUCCUUCCUCAGAAUGUUCAAGUUCUCCUUUGGAGUGAAGUCAAAGGUAUUCAGGAUGUGGCUGUCUGCAAGAAUGAGCUGUUCUGUUUGCACCUAAAUGGGAAAGUGUCACAUCUGUCCCUGGUAUCUGUGGAACGCUGUGUGGAACGCCUGUUAAGGAGAGGCCUAUGGAACCUGGCUGCCCGUACUUGCUGUCUUUUCCAAAAUUCUGUCAUUGCUUGUAGAGCAAGAAAAACUUUGACUGUAGAUAAACUGGAACAUUUGAAAUCUCAGCUGGACCUCUCAAGCUACAGUGAUCUAAUUUCUCAAUUGGAAGAACUGAUCUUAAAAUUUGAACCUUUAGAUUCAGCCUGCAGCAGUCGAAGAAGCUCCAUUUCAUCACAUGAAAGUUUCAGCAUCUUGGACUCUGGAAUUUAUCGUAUCAUCAGUAGUAGAAGAGGCAGCCAGUCAGAUGAAGACUCUUGUUCCCUUCACAGCCAAACCCUCUCAGAAGAUGAGAGACUUAAAGAAUUCACCUCACAUCAGGAGGAGGGUCAGCAAGAGCAGUGUUGUGGCUCCCACGGGAAUGAAGAAGAUGUUUCUCAUGUUUCAGUGACGUUUGAGGCAGAUAAGAAUGAAACUCUCCUCCCCUUCGGCAUCCCAUUAUCAUUUCGUUCUCCAUCUCCUCUCGUGUCUCUUCAAGCUGUUAAGAAAAGCGUUUCUAGCUUUGUGCGUAAAACUACUGAGAAGAUUGGCACCCUACACACGAGCCCUGAUCUGAAAGUGAGACCAGAACCCAGGGAUGGUGAACAGUCAUGUGAAGAGGAUGUGAGCCCAGUCACCUGCCCAAAGGAGGAAGACACUGAGGAGAAACACGAGGUAACUAGCCAGCCUCCAGAAGAAGACUGGUUGCAAGAGCUUAAAGUAGCAACAACAGAGGCAAUGAUCACGCUGCAGGACCCACUGGUUUUAUUUGAACCCAAGUCUCUGAGAAUGGUUUUACAGGAGUGGCUUGUACAGUUAGAAAAAACUUUUUCGAUGAAGGACUUUUCAGGCAUUUCAGACACUAGCAAAUUUUCUGUGAAAUCCACCCAGGAUGAGCUAUUACUUGAUGAGUCAAAAAGGGUAAUAAUAGAUGAUAAUAGUGAAAAAGAAAAAAGGAACUCAUUAACCAAUGAAGAAACUGUUGAUCAAACAGUGUUUGAAUCUGUGAGUAGUUGGAGGAAACCCUUAGAUGACCUUUUUAGAGUAUAUUCUCCCUGCAUGAUAGCAAAUGGCUUUCAGAAGGACCUGGCUGAAUUGACAACGUUUUGUUUGGAGUUGAAUGUAUUGACCUCUACGAUCGAAUGUACAAAUGGACAUGCAGACCACACUGUACAACGGUGCUCUCCUGAAAUUCUGGCUUGUCAGUUCCUAAAGAAGUACUUUUUUCUCCUGGACUUGAAAAGAACAAAGGAGAGUAUCAAGCUUAGUUACACUAACAGCCCAUGUGUUUGGGAUACUUUCAUUGAAGGAUUGAAAGAGAUGGCAAGUUCCGAUCCUGCAUAUAGGGCACUGGAAGAAGGAGAUCUGCCAACAAGACUAAGGUUACUAGAUGUCUCGGUGCCCGCUGAUAGUCCUUUGUUGAUUGCCUGUGUUACCCGGUUGUAUGAGAUGUUUGGGGAACCUGCCCUUCGAUCCUUAAUCAGGUUUUACCCAUCUAUUUUGCCUUCGGAUAUCAUUCACCUUUGUCAUAAUCAUCCUGCUCAAUUUUUGGCCUAUUUAGACAGUCUGGUGAAAUCGAGGCCUGAAGAUCAGAGGCCUACUUUUCUUGAGUCUCUUUUACAACCAGAGUCUUUGAGAUUGGAUUGGCUGCAUCUGGCAGUAUCCCACGAGGCUCCACCAAGCACAAGCACUAUGGAUGAUGAAGGAUACCCCAGACCUUAUUCACAUUUACUUUCCUGGGGUUACAGUCAGCUGAUCCUUCAUCUCAUUCAACUUCCUGCAGAUUUUGCAACCAAAGAAAAAAUGGCUGAUAUCUGUAGGUCUGGUGGGUUCUGGCCUGGCUGUCUCAAUCUCUGUUUGGAGCUGGAGAGAAGAAGAGAGGCUUUCACCAUCCUUGUGCAUCUGAAUGACUUGAGUCUGAUGGAGAGGGACAAUGGUUGGAUCCCGGAGACUUUGGAGGAAUGGAAACUUCUCUUAAAUCUCGUACAGAACAAGAGCACCAGGCCAGCUCCCCAGAAGUCACCAAAUGGGGACCUCAGUGAUGGACCUUCUCCUGUCAACAUAGAGAAUGUGGCUCUCCUGUUAGCUAAGGCUGUUGGCCCAGAUCGGGCCUGGUCUCUGCUACAAGAAUGUGGUUUGGCCCUUGAGUUGUCAGAGAGGUUUACCAGAACCUGUGAUAUCCUGAGGAUUGCCGAGAAAAGGCAGAGAGCCUUGAUACAAAGCAUGCUUGAAAAAUGUGAUCGGUUUCUCUGGUCCCAGCAGGCCUAGUGGAAGACUCAGUACAACGCCACAACAUUUUGAGAA